AUGACUUCAAAAGUUAAAAUGCAAUCGAUUGCUAUUUGGCAAGAUCGUGACAUACGAUUCGAUGUGAAUCCACGGUUGCUACGUUUGAUUCCCGGUGAACAUCUCCUGGAUCAUAUUGAUGGUGUUGAGGAUAUCAAAGGAAAUUGCGGUGAUAAGGGUACACUUCGGAUAACAAAUUUAAGACUUACAUGGCAUGCAACUGCUAUACCACGUAUCAAUCUAAGCCUUGGGUAUAAUACGAUAAGUGGUGUGACUACAAGAAUUGCAAAAUCGAGACUUCUUGGACAGAGUGAAUCAUUGUAUUUAUUGGCUCAUCAUGCAAAUGCUCGAUUUGAAUUCAUCUUUACAUGUAUCAAUCCAUCCCAGGUAAAGCUUUUUACGACUGUAAUAGCUAUUCAUCGAGCAUAUGAAACAUCAAAGCUUUAUCGAGAGUUGAAAAUACGUGGUGCUCUAGUGAAUGAUGAGCAACAUCUUCGAAUCUUACCUGAAGAGCAACAAUGUGAUCGUUUUGAUGGUGUAUGGAAUUUAGGCAAUGAUCAGGGAACGCUUGGUGUUAUGACACUUACUAAUAUUCGUAUUGUAUGGUUUGCAACAACAAAUAUAAUGUACAAUGUAAGCAUACCGUAUUUACAAGUACAGGAUUGCCGUAUACGUAAUUCACGUUUUGGCCCUGUUUUGAUCGUUGGAACUACAGCUAUUAACAAGAUGUAUGUUCUUGGUUUUCGUAUUGAUCCGGAAGAAAGACUGAAAAAUAUUUACAAUACGAUAUGUGCACUUCAGAAAGCUUAUGCAAAGAAACCUAUUUUUGGUGUGCAACAUAUUCAAGAAAGACCGGGUUCUCCGCAAGCAGUGGGAGAUGUGAUGAAAUUGGUUGAUGAUGAUGUUGAGCUUGAUGAUCGACCUCUUCGAACUGAUGCAUAUGCUGCUUAUUUCUCAGAUGGUGUUGUUAGUGAGGAAGUUCGACCACCCGUUUACUCAGAAGAGCUUGGAGUAGCAAUUGAAGAGCUCAAAUCAGGCUUUACGCUUACUGAUCUAUGGAAAAUUCACGUAGACUGA
Messenger RNA from Acanthocheilonema viteae, 1056 nucleotides. The record is from the annotation of a GenBank genome assembly. Lineage: Eukaryota; Metazoa; Nematoda; Chromadorea; Rhabditida; Onchocercidae.